GCGAACAUUGACGAAAACGUUCGAUAGACGAGCAUAAGGCUCACAUUAGAGGAUUACAACCAAGUCAAAAGAAAAGUAUCCCAGAGGUCUCUCUAUUCGCACACUGUUGUUCAGUGCACAGAAGUCUUCAACAAGAAGCUUUCUGUUGACCUCAAAAAAUGAAUUCUAAGCACACAGGAGUUUUAUUGAUUUCUUGUUCAAGUUUGAGGUCUGCUGUUUUACGUUUGGUUGCCUAGGCUUUAUCGAUUUCGUUUUAUGUUAAAGAUUUUAUGUCAGCAAAGUGAAAAAGACGUUGCCGGUAUUAUUAUCGUAUAUUAUAGAGUUAUGGAUUACGACAUGUGUAGAAUUGACUACUUUAUAAGCGGAAUCACAUAUCCUGACACUCUAAAAAUUUUACCAUCUCAAGGACAGAAACUGGAACAGAAGGUCGUAGUUGGGGAUAAAACCGGAGUUCUGCAAUGUUUGACCAUAAGAGACGAAGAACCAGUCAUUCAAUUUAAGACAUUGCCAGGCAAACCAAUUACCGCCGUACAAUUGACUUCUACAAACGGUACGCAACCAGACAAAAUAUUUGCAGCAUCGGGUAAUGAGGUUAAAGGUUACACCAAAAAAGGCAAAGUAUUUUUCUCUAUUGAGACAGCAUUGUCGGAGCCUGUGACAUCUAUUUUGUAUGUUUCUAGGUGUGUUUUCGGUGGUGAUCUCAUACUAUGCAGUGGACGGACCAUCACAUUUUAUCGUGAUUCGAAGGAACAUCAGUCAUAUGUUUGUAAAGAUAGAGUUUUGGAUAUGGCAGCCUUUAUUACACCGAAUAAUGCUAAGGUGCGACUGCUUCUUUUGAUUGCACAUAAAGGCGCGGGCAUAUUAGAGAAUGGACAUCUGGUAGCUCACAUAGCUAUAUCUUCUGGUCCCUCUCGAUUAGCGACACCGCCUGUUGCUCAAGUUGCAGAAAUUAAAUGUUUCUAUGGUGCGGCCGAUGGUUCUGUGGGUAUUAUUACCUAUGAAGAAACGACACUUUCAAACAAUUGUCUUGUAGAAGGCCGAGGCCUAGGUUCUGUAGUGUGCCUUGGAUGGUUUUAUUCUAAUGCAAAUCUCCACCUCGCUGUAGGGCGAAACGAUGGAUCUGUUCAGCUAUAUCUCAUAGACGUUGAGAAUCUGCAUCUCAAACCAAGACUCAAAUUUACAUAUUUUUCUGGCGAACCUGUCACGUCGGUUGUUGGUGGAUGUGUAGGUACGGAUGAAGGAGAAUUACUAGUUGCAACUUUCUCAGGCCGAAUAUUCGCACUAAGGUCAAAGUUCCUUAUUGCUGGUUCGGUUACAAAAGCCUCUCAUGAAAAUCUAGCAGCGCGACGAUCAAAAUUGGAAAUUGAAAUUGUUCGAUUAGAAAAACAAACUGCCAAUGAAAGAGAAAAAUAUCAAAGGAAUUCGAGAUCAUUACAGGCAGGACUUUCAACACCACCUCUUCUUGAUAUUGAGCACAAGAUGUCAGGAGCGACACGAGAGGGUUGGCAAGAGGUUGAUAUAACAUUAGCAGUACCAUUGGACAUGUUGUUCAUUUAUUGUAGUAAGAAACUAAAAUUGCUGACUGACAGCGCUGCCGUCCUCAGCGUGUGCUCAUCGCAGGAUUCGGCGUCCGAUUUGUUAGCAACUGUAAGAUGUCAAGCAGGUACGAGGCGUAUUUGGCUCCGUUUGCGUGUUGCAUCAACUAAUUCAACGGUUUUAGAGUCCACACGCGUAUUAAUAUACGCAUUACCGACAGGCGCGCCAAGAGUUGCAAGACUUUUAUCAAUAAAGCUACCAGCAUUGCCGUACUAUUCACAGCACGAGGAAUUUGAUGAAAAUAAUGAUCACAGCAUAAAGUCUUGGUGUCAACUCCACGUAACGGGUGGUUUUUCCGUUGCUGAAAUGACUUUCUGGCUAUCAGAUAUUUUACCCGGUGAUUUACCGAGGCCUGCGUCAAAUGUGGCUUUUUUACGUGUUCAUUCUCUUUUGGGAACGAAAUUAUAUUGCCAGUAUCAACGAGGUUCAGCUGUAUUUAAGUCAAACAAUAUUUCUACUGUAUCAUCUGUGAGAAGUAUUAUAUCAAAUUGUUCAAUAGACAAAAGAAUAAGAGUGGAAAUAUCGUGCGUGUCCUGACUGAAGAGUUUUCGGUACUUUAACCGAAAUUUUCGGCUAAACUUUCCUUUACGGUUCGUCGAUUUUGGGUCAGGGUGGAGGUGAGGGGAGGCAGGGGGUAAGGGUUUACCCCCUGCACCAUUCCCACCCCGCGGAACCCCAUGGUUAUGAAGAUAUCCACGGUUAAUUUUUUUGAUUAAAAUUGCAUUAUAUUUUAGUCAAACUCGAAGGGAGCUUAAGUUUGAAUCCGCCUUAUCUCCGGCGCUGCGGGAAGAGCAGCCCUUCCGCCCUUGCGUGCCGAAGCACGGUCACACGUGCUCCGCUUCGCAGCUUCGCUCAGUCGCUCCGCCUCACACUGUUUCCGUGCUCCGUCACAGCGGGCGAGGACUGCUCUCCCUCCGCGCCUCCGUUUUUUUAUAUACACUCUAGGGGUAGGGCAGACAAGACCAGGUGAAAAGUGUGGUGCUCUGAUUCGCUUUUCCAUAUUUUUCGAGUUGUCCACACUUACUAACCAUUAAAUUUUUGCCGCGGUGGCGUUAAUACUUAAGUACCGAGUUUUCUAUGAUUUCAGUAGUUAAAUAAUAUAAAUUACAUUCAUUCCAGGCUGCGGGUGGUUAAUCUUUAAUAUAGAAUAUUAUGAAACAUUUCAGAUAUUCCUGAUGAUUGUUGUUUGAAAUCAUUCAAAUUGAUUGAAAACAUCAUUAGUAUUGCAUAUGAAAAGAAAAACCAAGUUACUCUGGCGAAGGCUUUAGAUUUACUAGAACUGGA
Messenger RNA from Bombyx mandarina (wild silkworm), 2880 nucleotides. RefSeq names its product Bardet-Biedl syndrome 7 protein homolog. The record is from RefSeq and is a predicted model, not a curated record. Lineage: Eukaryota; Metazoa; Arthropoda; Insecta; Lepidoptera; Bombycidae.